Molecule: messenger RNA, 396 nt
Organism: Nymphalis io (European peacock)
Lineage: Eukaryota; Metazoa; Arthropoda; Insecta; Lepidoptera; Nymphalidae
Product: cytochrome b5-like
Exons: 1
Coding region: 1-396 (131 amino acids)
Cellular component (GO): membrane; intracellular membrane-bounded organelle
Molecular function (GO): heme binding
Source: RefSeq, a predicted model, not a curated record
AUGUCCGAAUUGAAAAGAUUCACGCGUAAAGAAAUCCUAAACCGAAACACGAAGCAGGAUGCAGUGUUUAUCAUAGAGAAUGAAGUGUAUGAUGUCACACCAUUUUUAGACGAUCAUCCCGGAGGACAUGAGGUAUUGUUAAAUGUAGCCGGCAAAGACGCCAGUGAGGACUUUGAUGAUGUAGGUCACAGUAGUGAUGCUAAACAUAUGAUGAAGAAAUAUAAAAUUGGUGAACUCGUCGACGAAGACAAGAUCGAAUUUAAAAGACGUCAAUACAGCUGGGAGGAAUAUAAUAAAGAAAAUUCCAGUGGCAGUUUUGUAAGCUCGUGGAAGUUCCCUGUAGUUCUUGGUUUGCUGAUGACUGUACUAUAUACGUAUUUGUUCGGAUACCAAUAA